Phalaenopsis equestris is the source of this 1726-nucleotide messenger RNA. Its product is annotated as deoxyribodipyrimidine photo-lyase. Gene Ontology annotation, molecular function: deoxyribodipyrimidine photo-lyase activity. The coding region runs from base 101 to 1594 and encodes 497 amino acids. The record is from RefSeq and is a predicted model, not a curated record. NCBI's taxonomy places the organism in Eukaryota, Viridiplantae, Streptophyta, Magnoliopsida, Asparagales, Orchidaceae. The transcript has 8 exons. Gene Ontology annotation, biological process: photoreactive repair.
AAUUCCACCAUUCCCCACCAACACUCCCCGCUUCAGCAGAGAACCUUAUAAAAUCAAUCCUUCCUUUCUCCCUCGUCUCCCCCCUUCCUCCUUCCGGUCCAUGGCCGCCGGCACCGUCCACCCCGGCCGCAUUCGCCUCCUUAACCCCAUCAAAACCCACCCCCCUUCUCCCCCCAAACCUCCCUCCGGCCCCGUAAUCUACUGGAUGUUCCGCGACCAACGAUGCAGCGACAACUGGGCCCUAAUCCACGCCAUCCACCUCGCAAACCAAUCCUCCGCCCCCAUGGCCGUCGCCUUCAAUCUCUUCGACCGCUUCCUCAACGCUCACGCUCGCCAGCUCGGCUUCAUGCUCCGCGGUCUCGAUCUCCUUCGCCGUCGCCUCCGCGAUCUCAGCAUCCCCUUCUUCCUUUUCCGUGGAGACGCCGUCGAUACGAUUCCCAAAUUCGUUCGUGAAUGCGGUGCGUCGGCCCUCGUUACGGAUUUCUCCCCGCUCCGAUCGGUGAGGGAAUGGAAGAAGGAGAUAUGUGAGAGGGUGGGAGAGGGGGUUAGGGUUUAUGAGGUUGAUGCGCAUAAUGUGGUUCCGGUGUGGGUCGCGUCUGAUAAAUUGGAGUAUGGUGCGAAGACGAUCAGGAAGAAGAUUCAGAGGGCUUUGGUGGAGUAUCUGGUGGAAUUUCCUGAGAUUUCGAAGCCGGGUUCGGAAUGGGGGUUGGAUGAUCCGAAGGAUGUGGAUUGGGAGGAGCUGCUGACCGAGGUUCUCAGGGAAGGAUGUGAAGUACCCGAGAUAGAGUGGUGUAAACCCGGGGAGGAUGCAGCCAUGGAGGUUUUGAUGGGCGACAAGGAGGGAUUUUUGACGAGAAGGCUGAAGAAUUACACUAGCGAUAGAAACGAUCCGCUGAAGCCUAAAGCUCUCUCCCGCCUCUCUCCUUACCUCCAUUUCGGCCAGAUCUCAGCCCAGCGCUGUGCAUUGGAGGCACGCAAACUCAGAAAAGCUCAUCCCCAGGCAGUUGAUGCUUUCUUGGAGGAAUUGAUUGUGAGGAGGGAACUGGCAGAUAACUUUUGCUAUUACCAACCACAUUAUGACUCAUUGCAAGGUGCUUGGGAUUGGGCUCGUAGAACCUUGAUGGAUCAUGCUCGUGAUAAAAGGGAGCAUUACUACACGAGGGAUGAACUCGAAAAUGCCAAAACAGCUGAUGAUCUAUGGAAUGCUUCACAGUUGGAGAUGGUUCAUCAUGGGAAAAUGCAUGGGUUUAUGAGGAUGUAUUGGGCUAAGAAAAUACUUGAAUGGACGAGAGGACCUGAAGAAGCACUUGCAAUAGCAAUAUAUUUGAAUGACAAGUAUGAGAUUGAUGGUCGAGAUCCAAAUGGCUAUGUUGGCUGCAUGUGGUCCAUAUGCGGCGUCCAUGACCAGGGCUGGAAAGAACGUGCAGUUUUUGGGAAAAUAAGGUACAUGAAUUAUGCCGGGUGCAAAAGAAAAUUUGACACAGAUGGCUACAUUGCUUAUGUGAAUGGUCUGGUUGUAAAUAGCAAGAAGAGAAAGGCGGAAAAUGCAAAAGAUUUUAGUGGUAAGAAGAUCCAGAACUUGAACCUGAAAUGAUGAGUUUAGUCCCCCUUCCUUCCAAACGCUUGUUUUGUAGGUAGGGAAAUAAUGGUAUUAGGAUGUUUUGAUAAAAAAAUUAAGGGAAAUUUACAUACAUACCACACAAUUCUCAUACAUUUAUAUAUGUAA